CUUCCAAAAGCGCGAGCAAGCGCUUUACGCGACUCUGGGACACAUUUUGUCAGCAACCAGCAAGCAUGGCUCUGUGGUAAUAGAAUAGCCCGUGUAAUUUGACACUUCAACUUGCCGUGCACUACGUUAGUUGAUUCAGACAGUCACACUAACGAAACGCCGUGCGCUUUUCUCUCAGUGUUUGUGAAGUGUGAAGGGAAGAAAACACACCGCAACUUCAAAUCCAGGAGAUUUUCGGCGCUGUGCUGUGAUUGGACCUGAAAGUGCGGUGGACCCUAGUGUAGACUGGAGCUCGCGGAGGGACCUUCCCCACGGACUAUAUGCAGGGAGGGGAGGGGGAGGGGGGGCUGCUGACGUUUCACCCCACCUCCAGAACACACAGAUCACUUCUAUGAUUGAUGAGGAUAUGUGAGUGAAUUUGCCAAACACUGAACAAAGAGAUCUCCUGCAUCCUCCGGUCUGAGCUCUACUAAAGCAGACGAGGCCUGGCCAGAGGACCAUGUGCUAAUUAGAGAAGAACUUUAAUGGCUUCCAGGUAGAGAGAAAGAGGCAGCAGUCAAGAUGAACUCGAUUCCUUCAAUGGACAGGCACAUACAGCAGACCAAUGACAGGCUGCUGUGCAUCAAACAGCACUUACAGAAUCCGGCCAAUUUCCAGACAGCGGCCACAGAGCUGCUGGACUGGUGCGGAGACCCACGAGCCUUCCAGCGGCCCUUCGAGCAAAGCCUUAUGGGAUGUUUGACGGUUGUAAGCCGUGUGGCAGCGCAGCAGGGUUUUGAUCUGGACCUCGGCUACCGGCUUCUGGCCGUUUGUGCUGCAAACCGGGACAAGUUCACCCCAAAGUCGGCAGAAACCACCACCUGCAGGAGAUGUCAGAGUGACACAGCUCUCCUAUCGUCCUGGUGCGAGGAGCUGGGACGACUGCUUUUGUUGCGGCAUCAGAAGAAUCGUCAGAGCGAUCCCCAGGGCAAAGUACCCUUGCAGCCACCCAUGAACUCCAUGAAGCCCUCGCUCUCACAUGGUGAUGGGUCCUUUCCAUAUGACAGCGUUCCCUGGCAACAAAACGCCAACCAGGCCCCAGGAUCAUUGUCAGUGGUUACAACGGUUUGGGGAGUUACUAAUACGUCACAAAGUCAGGUAUUGGGUAACCCCAUGGCCAAUACCAACAAUCCCAUGAACCCUGGAGGCAACGCACUAGGGUCGGGUAUGUCAGCCAACAACCCAGGGAUUAACUCACCUCAGUUCCCUGGCCAACAACAACAGUUUUCAACUAAAGGGGGAUCCAACCAGGCCUACAUGCAGCAAAGCAUGUAUGGGCGUCCAGGUCACCCGGGAGGAGGCGGCUUUGCGGGAAGUUAUCCUGGCGGGCCCAAUGCACCGAGUGGUAUGGGCAUGCCCCCGCAUACACGACCGCCUUCUGAUUUUACCCAACCUGCUGCCGCCGCCGCCGCUGCUGCAGUCGCUGCCGCCGCCGCUACAGCAACAGCCACUGCUACAGCCACUGUGGCGGCUCUGCAAGAGACCAAUAAAGACAUGAACCAGUACAACCAGGUUUGCUCCUCAUUCCAGAUGGGGCCUACGCAAGGCUACAACAGCCAGUUUAUGAACCAGCCAGGGCCUCGCGGACCCCCAUCCAUGGCAGGAGGCAUGAACCCAGCUGCUAUGGGUGGUGGAAUGAAUAGCUCCAACAUGAGCGGCCCACCGAUGGGUAUGAACCAGCCCAGAGGCCCAGGCAUGGGGCCCUUUGGUGGCCAUGGCCAAAGGAUGCCUCAACAGGGUUACCCUGGACCCAGACCUCAGUCCAUGCCCAUGCAGGGCACUAAAAGGCCCUAUCCAGGAGAGCCUAACUAUGGAGGCCAGCAGUUUGGACCCAAUGGCCAGUUUCCCAACCAGCAAGGGCAGUACCCUAACCCAAACGCUUCAAGACCACUUCCUUCACCCAAUUACCCUGGGCAGAGGAUGCCAGGACAACAGAGCACUGGUCAAUACCCCCCAACAGGGGUACCCAUGGGCCAGUAUUAUAAGCAAGAGCCGUUUAAUGGUCAGAACAACAAUUUCUCUGGAGGUGGUUAUGGCUAUAGUCAAGGAAAUGGGCCUCCUCGGCAGGUGGUGAACUACCCACACUCGCCCGUUCCUGGAAACCCCACACCGCCCAUGACCCCAGGAAGUAGUAUCCCUCCAUACCUGUCACCCAGUCAGGACGUCAAGCCCCCGUUUCCUCCAGACAUGAAGCCAAACAUGACGUCUCUGCCUCCGCCUCCAAACAAUCCCAAUGAGGAGCUUCGACUGACUUUCCCCGUGAGGGAUGGAGUGGUGCUGGAGCCUUUCAGAUUAGAGCACAACCUGGCCGUCAGUAACCAUGUCUUCCAUCUGCGGCCCUCCGUCCACCAGACGCUCAUGUGGAGAUCUGAUCUGGAGCUGCAGUUUAAAUGCUAUCAUCACGAGGACCGACAAAUGAACACCAACUGGCCCGCAUCCGUCCAAGUCAGCGUGAACGCCACACCACUCACCAUCGAGAGGGGCGACAAUAAAACAUCGCACAAACCCCUGCACCUAAAGCACGUUUGUCAACCUGGGAGAAACACCAUCCAGAUCACCGUCACAGCCUGUUGUUGUUCACACUUGUUCGUGCUUCAGCUGGUGCACAGGCCGUCGGUCAGAUCAGUCCUGCAGGGGCUCCUGAAGAAGAGGCUUCUUCCCGCUGAACACUGCAUUACUAAAAUUAAAAGAAACUUCAGUAGUGUAGCAGCGUCCACUGGGAACGCCACGCUUAAUGGAGAGGAUGGAGUAGAGCAGACAGCCAUCAAAGUGUCCCUCAAGUGUCCAAUCACAUUCCGACGGAUCCAGCUUCCUGCCAGGGGACACGACUGUAAACAUGUGCAGUGCUUUGACUUGGAGUCGUAUCUGCAGCUGAACUGUGAGAGAGGAACGUGGCGAUGUCCUGUAUGCAAUAAAACAGCGUUAUUGGAAGGCCUGGAGGUGGAUCAGUACAUGUGGGGAAUUCUCAAUGCCAUUCAAAAUUCGGAGUUUGAAGAGGUCAACAUCGAUCCUACGUGUAGUUGGAGGCCGGUUCCCAUAAAGUCGGACAUUCAUAUAAAGGAGGACCCAGAUGGCCCUCUGGCCAAACGUUUCAAAACCAUGAGUCCCAGUCAAAUGAUCAUGCCUAAUGUGAUGGAUAUGAUCGCCCAGCUGGGUCCCGGCCCUUCGCCCUACACCCCACUCCCCCCACAGCAUGGAGGAAACAAUGGAGAAUAUGGGGGCCAAGGUAGAGGCAAUAGUUACCAGGGCCAUGGAAACUUUGACUUUCCCCACAGUAACUCUGGUGGCGGAGCUCCCAUGAAUGACUUCAUGCACGGACCCCAGCUCUCACAUCCACCAGACGUGCCCAACAGCCUCAUGGGUCCCGACAAGCCCCUCGCCCAUGGCAUGCCUGAUACGAUGCCUCAUCCUGUGAGCGCUGAUCAAUCCCAUGCUUCCAUGCAGCCAGGCAUGCACGCGUCCCCCCACCCCAACAGCCAAUCAGCUCAGCCAUUGCAUCACAGCGGCCCCCCAUCAUCCCAGCCCCCUCGCCAGCCCCCGUCCCAACAGCAGCCCAGCCAAAACACUCACCCGCAUCCCGACAUGAGCUUCAACCCCUCCGCCGAUGGCCAGCCUGGUGGACAGGGGCCCGCAGACAUGCCUGAGCCUUCUCUGGACCUUCUUCCAGAACUGGCGAACCCAGACGAGCUGCUGUCAUACUUAGACCCUCCAGACCUUCCGAGCAGCAGCAACGACGAUCUGCUUUCCCUCUUUGAGAACAACUGACUUCCUCUAGUCGGCCUUUUCCCACAGGCCCUUGGAUAGUUUGGCUGUCAGGAACGGAGAGGCACCUGAAGACUGACUCUGUACUUUGCAAACAGGAAACAGCCAUCCUUUUGCCUCUUCCUCGUGUAAAUAAUCUCACUCUUUUACAAGCAACCUUUUCCACGCUUAUAUGGCAGCCAUGUUGGUUGGCACUAAAGUGAUAUCUUUCAAUACUAUUGGAAAUACAUGUGCAGCUAUAAUCAGUUCAUACGAAUGCGUCACACAGAACUGCGUGUGCGCUCACUAGGAAAGUAUUGUAGCAUUUUUAAUUCAGAUUUUUUUCCUUUUGUGAAAAGAAGACCUGAAUAGAAAGCAGAUAUAUAAAUAUAUAAAUAUAUAUAUUUCUUCCUGUACCGGCCUCUGUGUGUCCGCAAUCUCUUGAAGGUCUGUUCUUCCAAGCUCUUACCACCACGGCUUCCCAAAUCCUCGUCCGCUGGAUGUCCACACUGUUCGUCUGUCCAUCUCCAUCAUAUACAAAAAAAAAAAACAAACAAAAAAAAAGCACAAGAGAAUGCGUCAAACUGCACCUAGAAGCUUGUAAAGGAGACAACAAAAGGGAAGAAAAGCUCACCUCUCGACCACAGGAACCAUUUUAAUCCUCCCAUCCCAGAGACUAGCGAUGGGAGUCCUGCGAAAAGUCGCUCACGCCGCAGGACGAUGCGAUUCAUAUGUCCAGCACUUUCAGACAUAUGUGUCAUGUUUCCUUCUCGAGACAGGAUCGCAAACGUUUCUGUAUCCACAACAUCUUCCGACAGAUUGGACUCUCCACAUUGGCGGUCGCAGUAAAAGAAGAAAGCAGUUGGCUUUUGGAAGGGUAGUCAGUCAGUUUUGUGUCAUCUCGUCUUCUCUGUCAUGCAUGAGGCUUGGUCAAUUUAGGCUCUCAGUGUACCGUUUGCACCCCACAAACUGCAUAUGAUGUUAAAACACUCAGUUGCCAAUCUCCUUUUAUUUUAGUUCUCGUUUUAAUUCAGCCUUUUAUUCAUGAACUGUCAUGGUAACGUUUUAUUUUAUAAUGCACAAUAUAUUGUUCAUAUAAUUGUGUUUUCUUUGUACAAAAUAUGUACAUUUUAUUCUCAAGAUGUCCAUAGAUUACCAAAGUUAUGCACCCUGAUUUGAGAAGGUGGCCCAAAGCGGUUUUAAAGAGACCAUUUCCCAAUUGAAUUAGAUUGAAAUGUGUAAUUUGUCCCACUUUUAUCAUUUUGUUUACACGGUAAUUCUACAGCAAACAAUGAAGAAAGUGUUUUUAGGAUGUCUUCUAUACUGUAUUUAUAGAUUGUACUUUUUAAUUCAUUUACAUGAUUAAGCUAUCUCAACAACACCCAUUGAUGCAUCAAUCAGUGCUCUGUGAGUCCUUUUAUAACAGCAGAUCAGUCGAUUUUCACAAAAUGUUUAUUUUUUCUGUAUUUUCUUUGCUUUUAAAUCAAAAUGACCCUGGCAAAUAGUUUCUCAGUAUUUAUGACAUUAUAAUAAUGACAUUUCCAUGAUUUCUCAAAGACUAUCGAAGAGCUACGAUUGUUAUCGAUUAUUAGUUUGGGAUGCGUUUAUCGGUUUUAAGUUAUUUUGUAUGAAUUGCAAUAUUACGUUUCUAGUUUGUUUGUUUUCUUCUGUUCUUCUUGGUGUAGAAUUAUGUACAAAAGAAAUGAUGUUUGUCGUCGACAAUUGAAACACUUGGAACUCCAGCAGGAAAAUGUGGGUUCAAGUUCUAUAGCGUUUGUCCUGUUGUUCACUUGUAUAUCCUUUUUCAAAGAUGCACUGCCACAUACUCGUUCCCACUUUGUAGACACAAAUAGGCAUAAACUGAACUUUAAACUGUGCUAUCCAUGUACAGUCGUUGAGGAGACAGUGGGCACCGAGGCAGGAACACAAAGCCUUGAACCAACUGGACUGUGUGAGUGUGUGUGUGUGUGUGUGUGUGUGUGUGAGCGUGUGUGAGUUUGUUCAGGGUUCGGAGAGGGUCGAAGGAAAAGGGGGGAAGGGGCACAUUAGGGAUGCAUGUACAUAUGUAAAUGAUAAAUAGAGACACGUUAACAGAAAUGUAUUCAUUUUCCCCAGGGGAAUGUGCAUUGUGUAUUUAGAAUUUGUAAAGCUUGCAUCCUCCCAUCAGAAUCUAAAUUGGGUAAAAUGAAUCUGUGUUUGUUAGUGUCUGUGGAACCUCGAAGCAUUUGUUCACUUUUGUAAAAUACUCAUCCCACAUUGACUGAGGAAUUCGGGGAGGGGAGAUAAAAGAAAAAAAAAGACACAUUUGUUUUACAUUUGUGUAAUAUUUAGCUUAUGUGUAUUGCUCCAUUUCUUGUGUACUUAAUAAGGUGCUACAGAAGAUGAUGAAGAAAAUCCUUUGGGGGGGAAUUCAAUUGGACAAUAGGGACACAGGGGCCAGAAGCGGUUCCAAAAGAUUGUAACCAAAAUCCAGAGUUUGUACAAUUUUGAUAUCACGAUCAGGAAAAUGUAAAACAAAAACAAUGAGGUACAAUCUUGAGGUGAUUGGCACCAAACGUUGCAGUUGUCUUUGCUUGUACAUUCUGUUGUACAAUCAUUUCAUAUUCUAAACUGGUCAGAAGAAAGAAAAAAAACAAAAAACUAAUUGUGAUUUUUAGUCUUGCAAAACUGUAUGUAGUUAGAUGCUGUGACAUCCUAAUAUUUAUCUAAUAAAUAUGUAUUCAGAUGAAACAA
Danio rerio (zebrafish) is the source of this 6513-nucleotide messenger RNA. The record is from RefSeq and is a predicted model, not a curated record. NCBI's taxonomy places the organism in Eukaryota, Metazoa, Chordata, Actinopteri, Cypriniformes, Danionidae.